AAUUAUCUAAUGUCAUGAAUUCUGAAUACUUCCGGAGUAGGCUCUGAUUUUGUUGCUCAGUAUACGGCACGGAAUAAUUUGUAAUAAAUCAUUAUAAACCCGCACAAUAUAAAUUUUUAAAAAAAUUUUUAAAAUGCCAAAAGCGAAAGGCGGAGGAGCCAGUGGUGCCUCAAAGGGGGGUGGUAAAAGUAAAGGUGCUGAAGGUGGUGAUGAUAGCGCCGGGAAGGCAGCAAAAGGAGGGACGGCUGUUAAGGGAAGGUGGAGUGUGUAGUUGUAGUAAUAAUUGUAGUAGUUAGUAGUAGAAAAAAAAAGUAGUAGUAGUAGUUAUAAAUUAUAGUUAAAGCCAAAUCAUUAUUUAUAAAUUGUUAAAAAUAGCUAUAGUCAGUACAAUGUACAACCAUCGUAGUAUAUGAUUAAUGAUUGAUACAUAUUUUUAUUAGAUAACUAAGUAAGAAAACUAUAGGCCUACUAUACACUUAUACACUGUAAUGUAAACUAUAACAUAACUAUAUUUAUUAUUUAUACUAUAAUUAUAAAUUAAACAUAGUCUUAGUCCUCUUUAAGUCUUAAGUUAACUGUAAGAUAUGAGUGUGGCCAGGGUACCUCAAACUGAUUAUCACUAAUACUAAUAUCACUGAUACUGAUGAUCAUGCGUAUGCUGAUGCUAUGCAGCAUAGUAUGCGCACUACUAGCCCUCCAUGGUUAUGACUAUACUCUACUAUUAACUAUAGGCAUGGCACUUUAUUUUUUAAAAUCAUUUUGAUAUAAAAACAAUCAUGAAUGAUAGUUAACCCUCAGUUGUGUCAAUUCUGUGAUGAUGGAUUUGUUCCUGACCAGUGGUGUAGCUACGGUUCUUGCCCAGGGCGGGCAAAGUUUUUGCCACCCACUUCCACAAAGAAACUUAAUAGUUGGCCAUAAAUACUGCCUCUCCAUAAAAGGGGAAAAAAGUGCUCAUUCUGCACUACCCUUCCCACGCUACUGUUCCAGCAGUCUCUGUUGGGUGAUUUAAUCUUGCCACCUUAGAUACUCUGCUUCUUUGUAAUGAGCAGGAGAUGAAUGGCCCAAGGCCUGUAAUAACUGAAGUUCUCAACAAUUUACAGAUUGUACCCAUCAAUAAAGAAGCAGAUGACAAAGAUUGAGAAUACAACAAUACAAUCUUGCUUCACUCCGCUGCUAACUUGAGAGUUCUCCAACGUUGAAGCACAUUGUGAUAACAUCACUAUGUGUUUGUGGAAUGAAUUGAUGAGAAGUCCACUCUUGAUUUAACACAAAGUAAACAGUGAUCCACUAUCACCAGUUCAAUCAACACAGUUUCAUUUAAAUAUGAAGGGAAUGAGAAAAAAAUAAGUAGCAGCAAUAACAAAUGAUUUUACUUGGGAUGCCCCCACUGCCAUUUGAAAAAAGCCUGAAAAACACUGAAUUAGAAUCUCAGACAAUUGCUCGAGUUCAGGAGUGUCUUUAUAUCAAUUUUGUUGGUAUUAUUUCCAGUUCUAGGUUUUUUCCAUAUUCAUUAUUAUGAUAAUCAUAAUAUCCUCCAUCUUCAUCAGUAGUAGUUUAUCAAAUUUAUUUCUUUUCUCACUCACAACAGGUGCGUCAUAUACUUUGUGAAAAACAAUCCAAAGCUUUAGAAGCCUUAGAAAAACUGAAAAGUGGUAUGAAAUUCAAUGAAGUGGCAGCUCAGUACAGUGAAGAUAAAGCUAGACAAGGAGUGAGUGAACAUAUUCUGUUCCAUUAUGACCUCAUAUCUAUAAAAUCAUACAUAGUACCGGGUACUUAGCCAUGCUUCUUUUAAAAUAGGAAAUGAGUAAAACAAAGUAAGGUCAAACUUGAAAAGAGGAAUGCACCAAAGCAAUGAAAGUGUCGGCAGGAAUCCUUCGUCAGUGAAAAAAACCACAAUUCUUUUGCUUCCCUCUCAGAUACUGCGUUUCAGCUGAGUGCUAUUUUAAAUUUUAUUGUUUUUUUUCUCUUGUUCAUUCGCUGAAAAAGGUUUCCUGCUGACACGUUCGUUGUUAAAAAAGCAGGUUUGACCUUACUUUGUUUUACUGAUUUCCUAUUUUUCUAACCUGAUUGCAGUUUCUUAAGUUCACUUACCUAAAUAUAAAUUAAUUUAUUCAUCUUUCUUUUCUUUUUUUAAAUUACACUAUUUUUGCGUGAUACCAACUACAACUUGAGAGAUUUUUAAUCAAACUUAAAUUGCGAAAUCUAAAAACCAUAAGAAGAAUGCCUAUUUCCUUGGCUGGUCUUACCAGUCAUCAUAUGAGCCCCUCUUCUUUGGCUACUUUUUAUUUUGAGAAAAUUAUUUUCUUUAAUAUGCUGUACACCCAUACAUUAAAAAAUUAAAGUUUGAAAUAAUGUCAUAAUUUUUUCCCCUCUUAUAUUAAAUUAAGUUAAGUGAUAUGCAUUGCAAUACAAAAAUAUUUUCUUUGUUUUUGGAGGAUGUUCUUAAUUUCAGAAAAAUGAUUAACUGUAAGCCUGCUGAAGUAUUUUAAAAUAUUCACUUUGGUGACUAAUUUAAAAUGACAUAGAUUUUUCUUGAGAUUACUCCUACUGUUUAUCUAAUACAAUACCGGUACCAGUACUAAUCUUUUAAAAAUUAAUGCACUACUACUACACUUAAGCUGUUUGUAAAAAAAACAACUUUUUCUUUAAUACUGUACCUGAAGGGUGACCUUGGAUGGAUGACAAGAGGCAGUAUGGUUGGACCAUUUCAAGAUGCAGCUUUUGCCCUCGCCAACAGCACAAUAGACAAGCCAAAUUACACAGAUCCACCAGUGAAAACAAAGUUUGGUUAUCACAUUAUCAUGGUUGAAGGAAAAAAGUAACGGUGACGAUGUUGUUGCAGUUUAGCUAAAGAAGAAAGUUCUAAAAGACCAAUGCCACUGUGUCUUGGCUCAGGAAACUAUUUGAUUAAAAACAUGGUGUGGAGUGUCCUUGUGUUUCUAUUCAUAAAUGACAUUGGAAAAUGGAACUCGGGUUCUUAAAACUCUCUGAGUAUUAAAGUUAAAGAUUUAAUUAAUGAUGCAAUUGCAAUAAAUUUAUUCAAUUUCCAUAAGUUGAAUUUACAACUUUCAUUUUCAUAUGAUUUACUUCAUUAAAAACAGACAAAAUUUAAUUUCU
Lymnaea stagnalis (great pond snail) is the source of this 3117-nucleotide messenger RNA. The record is from the annotation of a GenBank genome assembly. NCBI's taxonomy places the organism in Eukaryota, Metazoa, Mollusca, Gastropoda, Lymnaeidae.